UAUCCAUGACCAGGUCUGGUUAAAUUUUUUGAGGCUUUGGGAUUUUUUGAGGCUUUGGGAUAAAGCUUUAAUUUAAUAUUUUCGAAACAUUUAUUAACUUUUAAUUUUUUUAGAAAUUCUUUUAUUCUCUUAAUUAUAAAUUCACUUCCAAAUGACCAGCAAAAAUAAUCAAAACAAUUUUUCAAUUGACAAUCUUCUAUCGAGUAUGGUUGCAACUCCCCAACCCCAUUUCCCAAUUUGUUGGCCAGCACUUCCAAAUCCUUCUCUAAUUCAAUUACCUCCUUGUUUCCCUUUUGCUCCUUGGCCACCACCUCCGCCAGCUCCAAUGGCUUUAAUUCCAUUUUGGCCAUCUCCAGGAAAUCCACAAAAUUUUCCAUUCAAUCACCAAAACAAUGGAGGAGGAGGAAAUUCUUCUUUACCUUUAUCUCCUUUGAAUAGUCCAUCUUUUGAUAAUUCUGUUACUGGAAGGAGACAUACUACAGCAAACAGCAACAACAGUAAUGUAUCAGAAAAUUCUCCAAAAAUCGAAAAUAAAUCUAAAAAUGAAGAAACACCGCCAAAGAAAAAGCUCAAAAUGCAACAAAAACAAUCAAAUAACGACAAAAUUACUGAUAUAUUUAAUAACCCAAUUUGUCCAAUAUUUCCUGUUACAACAAUGGGAGGAGAUUCUGCCAAUUUCUUUGGUUUUGGGAAUACUCCUUUCAUUUGGCCCAAAUGCCCUCCAAAGAAUAUAGCUAUACUUCAACACUUUUUAGUUUAUCUCCUCUACUAUUUUUUGAUCGGAUUUUCUUACUAA
Molecule: messenger RNA, 796 nt
Organism: Meloidogyne enterolobii
Lineage: Eukaryota; Metazoa; Nematoda; Chromadorea; Rhabditida; Meloidogynidae
Source: the annotation of a GenBank genome assembly